Molecule: messenger RNA, 1725 nt
Organism: Rotaria socialis
Lineage: Eukaryota; Metazoa; Rotifera; Eurotatoria; Philodinida; Philodinidae
Source: the annotation of a GenBank genome assembly
AUGACAACGACAAUAACAUCAACUUUGGAAAAUUGUACAAUUCAUGAAACACUGAUUAUUGAUACGUUUUUUCCGUACUCUACAUCGAUCAAACCAACUGUUUCGGUGAAUUAUUCGUUCCCUGGACCACUAAUUGAAGCCUAUGAAGGCGAUACACUUGUCAUCCGAGUGAUUAACCGACUAAAUGUGCCUUCAACAAUACAUUGGCAUGGAAUGCAUCAGUACGGUACACCAGGUAUGGAUGGUUCAGUUGGCGUUAGUCAGUGCGCCAUACCACCGGGUGAUGAAAUGAUAUACGAGUUCAAGGCAGAACCAGCGGGAACAAAUUGGUACCACGGACAUCUUCUUCAACAGCACACAGAUGGACUAUUUGGCCCAUUAAUUAUACACCCACGGCUUAAUCCAAGCAAACAGUACUAUGAUAGUGAUCGUAUAUUCAUGUUAUCGGAUUGGUAUAAUAAUCUCUCUUCCGAAUUAAUUCCCUGGUUUUUAAAUCCGAAUAAUCCAGCUGGUAUCGAACCUCCACCGGAUGCCAUAGUUGUCAAUGAACAGUUUACACAAUCGUUGUUUGUUCCGGUAUUGGGUGCAAUGCGUAUUCGUUUUCGAGUUAUAAACGCUGCGCCAUUAUCAAUGUAUACUGUUUCGAUCGAUGGUUUGCCAUUGCACAUCAUUGAAUUGGAUAAUACUGAAACGAUACCCUACUCAGUCAAUUCAUUUUCCAUUCAUGUUGCUCAACGUGUUUCAUUUUAUAUUGACUUGAGCGAAUUAGACCCAAACUAUACUGUUUCGGGUUCAUCACCAACGAAUUCACUUUUCAUUCGAUUUCAAGCAGUAUUAUCUAUGUAUGCUGUUGACAUUCUCAAUUACAUUCCUCCAUAUGAACAGGCACGCUAUCCAUAUCCAACUUUCUUCACACCAUUGUAUCUUGGUAUUUUGUCACUUGAUUCCACUAAUUCUACACCAGCAUAUCCGGCUGGCAACCCAAUUCCGACACUACAAAAUGCUGUUACUCCAUUUGAUAUGAAUAUUUUAGCUGCUCGACCACUCGAUCGUAAUAUUGAUGGAAUUCCGAACGCAACUCAUUAUUUACCUGUUCUCAUCACAUUUGCACAGGAUGCAAAUGGCAUCAAUCGUGCCUACUUAAAUAAUGUUACAUUUACUUCUGAUGCUAACUAUAUCCCGACGACACACGAGCCAACGGAAGGAAUUACUUCAGACACAUACGCACCACUCCUUCAUCAAAUGGCGAGGAAGCCAAAUCAAUUGGGCAUUCCAUUACCACGAAUAGAACCUGUAAGUCAACUACCAACAAUUCAAAGUGAUGGCAAUAGUCACUAUUUGAUCCCCUAUGAAGCUGUCGUCGAUAUCUAUUUAAAUAACACGGAUGUAGGUGACCAUCCUUUCCAUAUGCACGGUUUUACCUUCUGGAUUAUUGCAACGUCGCAAUAUCCGGAAGCCGAAUAUUUGUACCAUGGCAACUAUAUUCGACGUGAUGUGAUAACUGUACCGGCUUCUGGUUGGGCUAAAAUCCGAUUUAUAGCCAAUAAUCCUGGUGCUUGGUUAUUACAUUGCCACAUAGAUUGGCAUAUGACUGCUGGAAUGAUAUUAGUUCUUAUUGUUUCUCCUGAACAACUACUAUCAGAAGGCUACACAAUUCCACAGGACCAAAAGGAUUUGUGUCACGCUCUGCAAGUAUUUAAUACAAACAACGGAACAGUAAACUGA